This is a messenger RNA of Phoenix dactylifera (date palm), 2315 nucleotides long. RefSeq names its product threonyl-tRNA synthetase, putative / threonine-tRNA ligase. Gene Ontology annotation, biological process: threonyl-tRNA aminoacylation. NCBI's taxonomy places the organism in Eukaryota, Viridiplantae, Streptophyta, Magnoliopsida, Arecales, Arecaceae. Gene Ontology annotation, cellular component: cytoplasm; chloroplast stroma. The record is from RefSeq and is a predicted model, not a curated record. Gene Ontology annotation, molecular function: ATP binding; threonine-tRNA ligase activity.
CCCGCAGGGAGAGGGAGAGCGAGGGAGGAAUGAACGUUGUUCACAGAAUGGCUGCAGCCUCGCGUUCUCUUCCUCUCCUCUCCAGUUUCCAAACCCUAACUUAUCCCCUUCCGAGAACGCUCCUCCUCCCAAGCGCCGGGAGAACCUUGGCCGUUGCCUCUAGGGUUCCGGCCGGGAAGACAUACGGGCUCUCGCGGUCCUUCUCACCAGUCGCGGUGGCGACGGAGGACGCGGUCGAGACCGAGGAGAGAAGGAAGAAGGAGGAUUCAGUGGAGAAGAGGGUCGUCUUGCCUACCAACGAGUCGUCCCAGAGGUUGCUUCGCGUUCGCCACACGUGUGCACAUGUGAUGGCCAUGGCUGUUCAGAAACUCUUCCCAGGUUCUAAAGUGACUAUAGGUCCAUGGAUAGACAAUGGGUUUUAUUAUGACUUUGAUAUGGAGCCUUUAGCAGACAAAGACCUAAAGAGAAUAAAAAAAGAAAUGGAUCGCAUCAUUAAUCGAAAUCUACCAUUAAUAAGGGAAGAACUUUCCAGAGAAGAGGCUAAAAGAAGAAUCAUGGCCCUUAAUGAACCAUAUAAAUUGGAGAUUUUGGAAAGCAUCAGGGAAGAACCUAUCACCAUAUAUCAUAUAGGAAAUGAAUGGUGGGACCUCUGUGCUGGACCCCAUGUUGAUUCCACUGGGCAUAUAAAUAAGAAGGCUGUUGAACUUGAAUCAGUUGCUGGGGCCUACUGGAGAGGCGAUGAGAACAAACCAAUGCUGCAGAGGAUAUAUGGCACAGCAUGGGAGACUGAAGAACAACUAAAAGCAUACCUUCACUUAAAAGAGGAGGCGAAGCGCCGUGAUCAUAGGCGUCUUGGUCAGGAUCUUGAUCUGUUCUCUAUACAGGAAGAAGCAGGUGGUGGACUGGUAUUUUGGCAUCCAAAAGGUGCCAUUGUUAGGCACCUUAUUGAAGAUUCAUGGAAGAAAAUUCAUUUGCAACAUGGUUAUGAGCUACUCUACACUCCCCAUGUUGCAAAGGCAGACCUUUGGAAAAUCAGUGGCCACUUAGAUUUUUAUGGAGAAAAUAUGUAUGACCAAAUGAAUAUAGAAGAUGAACUUUAUCAACUUCGGCCCAUGAAUUGUCCUUAUCAUAUUUUAGUUUACAAAAGGAAGCUGCAUUCAUACAGAGAUUUUCCCAUCAGAGUAGCAGAGUUGGGAACAGUGUACAGAUAUGAGCUAUCUGGUAGCUUGCAUGGGCUCUUUCGUGUAAGAGGAUUCACCCAGGAUGAUGCACAUAUAUUCUGUUUGGAUGACCAAAUCAAAGGUGAAAUCAGGGGUGUUCUUGAUCUGACUGAGGAGAUAUUACUGCAAUUUGGUUUUAAUAAAUAUGAAGUAAACCUUUCAACUAGGCCAGAGAAAGCUGUGGGCAAUGCUGACAUAUGGGAAAAAGCAACUGCUGCCCUUAGAGAUGCUUUAGAUGACAAAGGUUGGGAGUACCAGAUUGAUGAAGGUGGUGGUGCUUUCUAUGGUCCAAAGAUUGAUCUCAAAAUUGAGGAUGCUCUUGGAAGGAAGUGGCAGUGCUCAACUGUGCAGGUUGACUUCAAUUUGCCUGAGCGUUUUGAUAUUUCCUAUGUGGAUUCAAAUGCUGAGAAAAGAAGGCCUAUCAUGAUUCACAGAGCUGUUCUUGGGUCUUUAGAGAGAUUUUUUGGAGUCCUCAUAGAGCACUAUGCGGGCGACUUUCCGCUUUGGAUAUCCCCAAUCCAAGCUCGUGUUUUGCCUGUCACUGACAUAGAGGUUAAAUACUGCGGUGAGGUGGUGUCGAGGCUGAAAUCUUUUGGCAUCAGAGCUGAGCUUUGUCAUGGCGAGCGCCUUCCAAAGCUUGUAAGGAAUGCAGAGAAGCAGAAGGUGCCCCUGAUGGCUGUUGUUGGGCCAAAGGAAGUUGAGGCCCAAACAGUAACUGUUAGAUCUCGAAUGGGUGGUGAGGUUGGGACCAUGACUAUUGAUGAGUUCAUCAGCAAAAUCCUGUUUACCAUUGAGAACAGAACUUCAUUAUAGAGAGCCUGUUGUACAUGUGACUGAUGGUGAUCCGAAAAGCAGCAAUCUUGACUCCAGAUAAAUUGAAUUUACAUAGGCAGUAAGUACAGAGGUUCAAUCUUAAGUGUGCUACAGGUUGCACCCCCACCCCCGAUCCUUUUUUUUUUUGCUUACAAAUCCAUUUCAUGUGUUUUCAACUAAUAAAUGAAGCUUUUACUCAAUUAUUUUGUAAUAGAUGUGCACUUAUUACACAGAUUUGUAUGAUAUACAGUUUGUAUACCUAAUUAUAAUUGUACAAGUGCA